AUGGCCCACACACACGGGGCCCACACAUACGUGGCCCACACACACGUGGCCCACACACACGUGGCCCACACAUACGUGGCCCACACACACGUGGCCCACACACACGUGGCCCACACAUACGUGGCCCACACACACGUGGCCCACACAUACGUGGCCCACACAUACGUGGCCCACACACACGUGGCCCACACAUACGUGGCCCACACACACGUGGCCCACACACACGUGGCCCACACAUACGUGGCCCACACACACGUGGCCCACACAUACGUGGCCCACACAUACGUGGCCCACACACACGUGGCCCACACAUACGUGGCCCACACACACGUGGCCCACACACACGUGGCCCACACACACGUGGCCCACACAUACGUGGCCCACACACACGUGGCCCACACACACGUGGCCCACACAUACGUGGCCCACACACACGUGGCCCACACACACGUGGCCCACACACACGUGGCCCACACAUACGUGGCCCACACACACGUGGCCCACACAUACGUGGCCCACACAUACGUGGCCCACACACACGUGGCCCACACAUACGUGGCCCACACACACGUGGCCCACACACACGUGGCCCACACACACGUGGCCCACACAUACGUGGCCCACACACACGUGGCCCACACACACGUGGCCCACACAUACGUGGCCCACACAUACGUGGCCCACACACACGUGGCCCACACACACGUGGCCCACACAUACGUGGCCCACACAUACGUGGCCCACACAUACGUGGCCCACACAUACGUGGCCCACACACACGUGGCCCACACACACGUGGCCCACACAUACGUGGCCCACACACACGUGGCCCACACAUACGUGGCCCACACAUACCUGGCUGGUGAUACCUGUUACCAGCAUAAACUACCAAGUGAAGUUCUGCAGCAGUUUGGCACCACAGCAGCGUACAGCUUCAAGGCCUCUCCAUCCUCCUGCUGGUUCCAGCUCCGUCACAAUGCAGUUGGACAGUGA
This is a messenger RNA of Oncorhynchus keta (chum salmon), 993 nucleotides long. Its product is annotated as histidine-rich glycoprotein-like. NCBI's taxonomy places the organism in Eukaryota, Metazoa, Chordata, Actinopteri, Salmoniformes, Salmonidae. The record is from RefSeq and is a predicted model, not a curated record. The transcript has 2 exons. Bases 1 to 993 code for a protein of 330 amino acids.